Triticum urartu is the source of this 771-nucleotide messenger RNA. The record is from RefSeq and is a predicted model, not a curated record. Lineage: Eukaryota; Viridiplantae; Streptophyta; Magnoliopsida; Poales; Poaceae.
AUGGUUUGGCUUCUCGACGAUGUCUACGACACAAAACACCGGGCCUACAUGAUGCGCGAGAAGGAGAUGAAGCUUGAACCUUUGAAGAUUCGGUAUCACGGAGUCUCUGGUCCUGCCAUGCCUUACGAUGAGCGGUACACACCAUACAUCAAGCAGGCAGGACUACUCCCGUGGAUUCAGUUGGUCAGCCGGUCCACGCCGAAUCUGAACGCUCCACUGGUGUCCGCUCUUGCUGAUUGGUGGAGGCCGGAGACGCAUAGUUUCCAUCUUCGGACUGGGGAGAUGACCGUGACGCUCGAGGAUGUCUCGUUGAUCACCGGUCUUGCUAUCAACGGGAUGCCUCUCUGUAUGAGCACCGAUUCUGAUGGGUGGCGCGAGCAGAUGAUUGCUCUUAUCGGUAUGGCUCCUACCGAGGCUGAGGCUGAUGUAGAGGAGGGAGAAGAGAAGAAGAAGAAGGAAAGGAAAGCAUCCGGAGCUGCUUUCACGUGGAUUCAAACUCACUUUGCGACGCGCCCUCCGGAUGCCACUGAUGACGUGAUCCAGACACAUGCUCGUGUCUACAUGUGGUAUGUUGUGUCGAGGACUUUGUUUCCUGACUCCACUGGCAAGAACGCUCCAUGGAUGUGGCUGAAGGCGUUGACCGUCUUCGAUAGCAAAUGGAGCUGGGGUUCAGCGACUCUUGCCUACUUGUACCGACAACUGGACAAUGCGUGUUGCAGGAUCACAGAUAGUGCAGGCAUUGGUGGUAAUAUGCUUCUACUUUCUGUAUGA